CGCUCCACCUACUGGCUCCAGCACGAGCUGCUGGUGACACUUAACGUACUCGUGUGCGCGAGGCGGGCGGCAUCGGCGGCGGCAUCCUGAUCAAACAACGGCAGCGCGACACCGACCAGGUGCAGUUAGCUGAAGCACAGCCAUGAUGAAAUCGGGCGCCACGAAGGUGGGGCUGCCCAAGCCGGGACUCCAGGAGCGGACGAAGCAAGUCUCCGUGGCUUCGUCUUCCUCCGGCUCCACAGCCAUGAAAACCUCCAGAUUCGCCAACACGCUGGCCUCAGACCAGCGCCACAGCAGGCUGAAAAGAGCCAGCAGCGAUGAUGCCUUAACAAAGCCUGCUGUCGCGGCCUCUGGCUCCCGGAUGAAGAAGACUGUGACCACUGGAGCCAUCUCAGAUCUCACAGAGGCCCGCCCUCGCAGCCUGUCUGGUGUACAAGCCAAGAAGUCUGGUAUCCCAGCUCCUCGAGAGAUCCCUUCAUCUAUUCUGCGAGACCGCGUCUCUCUGAGGGACCAGCUUCGGAGCUCCACCACAAAGAAGAUGGUCUCGAGUGCCAGCACCUCCAGCCUCUCCUCCCUGGCAAAGCAGACACGCAGUUCAACCAAGUCCCGUGGAGACGCAGAGGGCCAGGAGAGGGGCCUUCUGGAGUGCCAGGUGAAGGAGCUGCUGGCUGAGGCGAAGGCCAAAGACUUGGAGAUCAGCAAUCUCAGGACGGAGUUGAAGUGUUGCAAAGGCAAAGCCUCCAACUCGGUCUCGUGGGAAAAGCCUGCUGAAGAUGGAGAGCAGGGACAGGCGGGGGAGGGCCUAGUGCUGGUUGGGGAGCUGAGGGAGAAGAACGGGAAGUUUCAGAGGGAGCUGGCAGCGCUUCGGGAGGAAAACCAGGCACUGAAGCAAAAGCUGCUCUGCUUGGAGGCCUCCCCUCUCUCUAGUACAAACUCAAGCAGCCCUUCCAAGCAUUUGGUGAAUGGCCUGCCCUCAGACUCCAGCUCCUCAACGCCGCAACACAACAGUGUUCCGUGUAGUGCCAGACCCUCUGUCUCUUCCAGUUCUGACAUCACCAAGGACUCGCCAUCACCCGACUCCUCAGAGUUUGAGAAGAUCCCAUCUUGUUCAGAAUCAGUGAGCAGUGGUGUCAGUGAAGAAGUUGUUGCAGUAACCAGUGCGGGAGGGCCACACGUGUCAGUGGAGAGCCUGACGGAAAAGAUUAACAAGAUGGAGGAGAGCCACCACAGUAUGGCCGAGGAGCUGCAGGCGACUCUGCAGGAGCUGGCCGACCAGCAGCAAGUGGUGCAGGAGCUGACCGCUGAGAACGAGCGUCUGGCCGAGGAGAAGCGCCUCCUGCAGACCUCCCUUCAACAGCAGAGAGAGCGCCUGGAGAUGCUGGCCCAGAAGAACGAGACGCUCGCUGGUCGACUGCAAGAGCAAGUGCAAGCUCAGGCCCAGAGGGACGAGGAGCUGGGAAGUCAAGGGCCUCGGCUGGCCGAGCUGGAGCAAAGGUAUGCCGAGCAGGUCGAGAGCUCGCGCUUCGAGCGGGAAAAGCUGGUGGACAUCCAGCAGCAGCUGACGGGCAGCUUACGGGCUCUGGAGGAGGAGAACCAGGAGGCCCAGGGCCAGGCACGCUGCCUGAGAGAGGAGGUGGGCAGGCUGCAGGCCCAGCUGGACAGAGAGCUAGAAGCCGGAGGUCAGGCGGCACAGGCCGCCGAGGAGCACGGGGCGGCCGCAGAUGGUCUCAGACUGGAAAACAGCAGGCUGAAAGUGCAGGUGGACAUAGAGAGGCAAAAGCUUGGUGAGCUGAAGGCCAUGCAGAGCGCCAGUGACGGCACUGAGGUGCAGAAUUUGCUGAAAACUGCGCACACGGAGAGAGACAGGCUGGAGGUGGAGCUGACGGAGCUCAGGCAGGAGCUGCUACAGGCCCGGGCCGACACGGAGCAUGUGCGGUCCACCAUGGCCAAGGUGGAGACCAAAUGCCAGCAGGUGCAGGAGCGGGCUGAGAUGAGGGAGCAGGAGCUCAGCAGCCGGGUGUCUUCGGUAGAGGAGGCCGGGAUCCAUGCUGAGAACCAGGUGAAGGAGCUGAAGGAGACCAUCUUUGAGCUGGAGGACCAGGUGGAGCAGCAGAGGGCCGUCAACUGCCACACCAACCAAGCCGUCCUGGACAUGGAGAAUCUUGUCAAAAAGCUGGAGGAGCAGAAAGGCGAAGCAGACCGACAACUGAAAGUCAUGAGUAGGCAGAUUAAGGACGAAAAAGAAGAGUGGCGUAGGUUCCAGGCGGACCUGCAGACGGCAGUGGUUGUGGCAAAUGACAUCAAGGUGGAGGCCCAGCAGGAGCUGCGUAUGCUCAGGAGGCAGCUGCAGGAGGAACAGGAUCGCAGUGCAAAGCUCUCUACGGACCUCGAAGCCCUGCAGGGUGUCAGGUCCCAAGGUAACGAGGUGAAGGUGGCCGACGCCGACACCUACCGUCAGUGGAGCGGCACCUCCAUGAUCCCGACCACACCCUCCGACGCCAGCGGAGAUGCCGACUCAGAGCCUGGAGCUACUGUCAAAUCCCUCAUUAAGUCAUUCGAUACUGUUGUACAGAAUGGACCGGGCCACACAGUUCAAAUGCAUUCCUCUCCAAGAACCCUGCUGAGUGGGAUCCCUGUUCGCUCUGCGCCUGCUGCUGCCGUCUCCCCCAUCCAGAGACACACGUACAUAAAGCCACUAUCAAAGACAUUAGAAAAAAGAAUCAACCAUGGAGAAUUCUCUCAUCAUCAUGCGAAGUUGUCGGGCUUUGGGGAAGACCCGAAACCUAAGAGCCUGAUGAGGAAGAGCCCCUCUCUCGAGUCUGUAAUCAAACCCCCCGCCUCCCUCCGCAGCCGCACAGCAUCCUUCAGCUGCAACCGAGGCAACAGCAAACUCAGUGUGGAAAGAAAGGACCCCUUGGCUGCACUGGCGCGGGAGUAUGGGGGAUCUAAGAGAAACGCUCUACUGAAGUGGUGCCAGAAGAAAACAGAGGGCUAUCCGGAUAUCGAUGUGACCAACUUCAGCAGCAGUUGGAGUGACGGCUUGGCGUUCUGUGCUCUCUUGCACACAUAUCUGCCUGCUCACAUCCCCUACCAAGAGCUCAUGAGUCAAGAUAAGGACCGGAAUCUGACCCUUGCUUUCCAGGCGGCCGAGAGCAUCGGGAUCAAACCCUCUCUGGACAUGGAGGAGCUGAUGAAGACGGACAGGCCAGACUGGCAGAGCGUCAUGCUGUACGUCUCCCAGAUCUACAAGUAUUUUGAAACCUGACCGACGGGGGAGUAAGGAGCUGGAGGCCGAGGAAUCGAGGCCACUGCAGCGCUUCCAGGUCCAGCGUCGGUCAGCACUGCGAUGACCACCCUGUUGCUGCUCACUGCUCCACUUCAGGGACAAACCAACUCUCCGUUUGUGUAGAGGUUCAAAAACAGGCACAGAAAUGCUCUCCUGACAUUUCCUAACGGGACACUACAGCGCUGAGGCCCACAUUUAGAAAGACACUUUUUACCAGCCUAAAGUGGCCAUUGAGCAUCUGAUUCACAAAGAAAUGAGAGCACGCUGACACAUUAUGAUGAAAAAUACUAAGAAUAAGACAGAGAGGAUUCAAAAUGUAUUUUAUUUGAAAUCUCUAUUUACUUUGAAAUAAUUGACAAAAAUACAUACAGUAACAGUCUAAAGUUUGGACAAGUUCUCACUGAACUUUGGACUGGUAAGCUACUGUAGGAACUUUUUGAGAAUCAAAUGCUCUGGUUCUUGUUUUCAACAUGUGCCGAAUGUUCUUCCAAUACACACCUUGUUUUAGAGCAUUUGCAUGGCGAAGGUGUACCUUAACCUGCAGUGUGGCAGCUACUUUCACUCAGCAACAAAAAAAAAGGGUUCCGUUUGCUGAAAUGUUUUGCUUUAAAUAAUUAGCCUCAUUUCUCAUACUGAGUGAUUGUUGACGAUCUGGAGCUGUGCUUUGCAGAGGAUUUUGAGCUGAAGGAUUUGAGCAGAACUGAAGCAUUUCUAUUUUUCACCUUUAACUGUGUGCAUUAUUAAGAAUAGAAAUAAGCAGAUCCGAGAUGUCAUCGGUGUUGCUCAACUUAAUAGGAUUUAAGGACAGGCCGGACCAACCUCCUGCGUUUUCUUCACAUUUUCAAUGAAAACGGUCUCAACAAUAGUACUGUAGCUGCUGUGCAUUGUCAUGUUUUAUUAUGAAGGAGAUGAUGACUUUCACAUGUCGGAUAGCCACACUUUCUAUGUGAUAUGAUUUAGACUGGCCUCCAUUUGCUUAUGUUUGGGAAGAUAAAAGUGAUAUUUAUUUAUUUACUUACAAUACAGAACAGAACCAUGUGCAGUUUUCUAUGUGUGGCUUUCAGAUUGAGGCCUGGUGGAUGGACAUUGUUCAAUAAAGGCUUGUCAUGUUCUCUAUUCAACUUUUCACUUACAACACAACAUUUUUUUUAUUUAUUUAUUCAUUAUUCAGGUUGUUAUUUCACAAAGAUGCUGUGUUGAAGCACGUUGAGCUGCAUUCGGCGACGUUGUGUGGAAAAGUGUGGCCUGCUCUUCUCAUCACACCUUUUCUACUUAAACACAUCUCGACAGCAGGUAAUAAAUAAUGGGAAAUUUAUUGAGACAAUAAAAUGAUUCUGAAGAGAAUUACCAGUGAAUCAAACGUGGUCGGGGUUUUUCGGCAAUGUAAUGUGCGUUUUCUUCUCUUUAAAACUUCCACCACUUGCACACGUUUCCUUUCCCUUUGGUCCCACGUGUUUGCUGCAGCCAGCAGUGUGCAUGUGUGCAGUACAAACACGAUGCAUUUUGCGGCCGGAAGCCUCGUAGAACGAUCGUGUUAAAUGAGCGCGUAAUUACGCACGGCUGAACCCUCGUCGGGGAUUCCACCCGUGUUGCGCUUCUUGUUUCGGUUUGGGGCGUGGCUUCUGGGUAAUUGGGGGACUUAUUUUCUUUACCUCUUUUCUUCUUUUUCUGGUCCACUUCAUAACCGAGGUCUGGGGGAAGUUGUGUGACACGCUGGCUGCGUUUCCGAUGUACAGAUGCCGCUUAAAGCCUCCGCGGAUCAGUCGCACAGAGCGAAGGACGCGCACUUUCUGUCCGUUUCACGCGUACAGGUCAGCGGCAGGCGUGAAGGAUCCACGCGUUACACGCAGCUGGCGCGGCUUUCGCAAACUCGCUGGUGAUGCAAGAGCUGCUUGAAAGUGAAUUUCUUUCCUUUCAACAGAU
This is a messenger RNA of Pungitius pungitius (ninespine stickleback), 5209 nucleotides long. RefSeq names its product sperm antigen with calponin homology and coiled-coil domains 1 (gene specc1). The transcript is spliced from 15 exons. NCBI's taxonomy places the organism in Eukaryota, Metazoa, Chordata, Actinopteri, Perciformes, Gasterosteidae. Gene Ontology annotation, biological process: actin cytoskeleton organization. The record is from RefSeq and is a predicted model, not a curated record. Gene Ontology annotation, cellular component: filamentous actin; microtubule organizing center. The coding region runs from base 143 to 3265 and encodes 1040 amino acids. Gene Ontology annotation, molecular function: protein binding.